Phragmites australis (common reed) is the source of this 2718-nucleotide messenger RNA. Its product is annotated as protein NARROW LEAF 1-like. The transcript is spliced from 6 exons. NCBI's taxonomy places the organism in Eukaryota, Viridiplantae, Streptophyta, Magnoliopsida, Poales, Poaceae. The record is from RefSeq and is a predicted model, not a curated record. The coding region runs from base 650 to 2410 and encodes 586 amino acids.
GAAGAGCCUUGUAUCUGUCACCGGAGAAUGUAGACUAGCGGUUUUAAUAAACACGUGGAUUACUAAAACAUUACAAUAUCUCAAAUUUGACAAUAAUAAAUAAAUAAAACAAAGUCAUAAAAAAGCCUCACCUCUCCUCCUAUCUCUCUCUUCUCUCUCUAGACUAGGCCAAGAGACGACAAGAGCACGAGGCUGCUGCACCUACUGGCUGCUGCACUGGUGGUCAGUACUCAGCACCAACCCCCCCCCCCCCCCCCACCCCCGUGGCUCCCUCCGCCCGCCGUGGCCGGCGCUCCACCCCCGUCUCCCAGGUAGCACCUCCGGCAGGCUGUAGAGGCCAAACAAGCACAGGGGGAGAGGCGACCGGCAGGCGGAAGCGUGCCUUCUCGGCUCCACGCACGCUCACGGCGGGGCCGGCUCGAAAGGCCCCAGAUGAGCUAGUCUAGCAGCGGCGCCGGGCACGUGGCCGCCGCUCCUCUCCUCUGCUGCUGGGCCCGCCGCCCGCCGCUCCUCUCUCGGUCGAGCGGAGCGGAGAUCCGUCCACCUGGUCGUGGAUUGGUUCUGCGUUUGUUGGGUUCUGUUCUCUGAUGCUGCAGUUUUACAUUUCUGAAGGAUUCAAAAGUCAACAGAACUAGAUGAUACUUCCAUAAUGCGGUCCUCAGAUAUUUGGAAGGCGCAUGCAGGUUCAUCACAGUCAGAGGGUUCAGCACUGGAUAUGGAGAGAAACGGAUGCAACCAUAACUGUUGUCCAUCUUCUCUCCAACCAAUUGCCUCAGCUGGUCAGCACUCUGAAAGCAGCGCUGCAUACUUUUCUUGGCCUACAUCUACUCUAAUGCACGGAUCUGCCGAAGGCCGUGCUAAUUACUUUGGGAAUCUACAGAAGGGUGUACUACCAGGGCAUCUUGGUCGCUUGCCAAAGGGGCAACAAGCCACCACCUUACUUGAUUUGAUGAUUAUAAGGGCAUUCCACAGCAAGAUCUUGCGCCGCUUUAGUCUUGGUACAGCAAUAGGCUUUAGAAUCAGGAAGGGGACAUUGACUGACACACCUGCCAUCCUUGUUUUUGUUGCUCGGAAGGUUCAUAGGAAGUGGCUCAGCCCUACACAGUGUCUUCCAGCUGCACUUGAGGGUCCUGGUGGUGUGUGGUGUGAUGUUGAUGUUGUUGAAUUUUCUUAUUACGGUGCACCAGCCCCGACACCUAAGGAACAAUUGUAUGACGAGCUUGUCGAUGGAUUGCGUGGUAGUGACCCAAUUAUAGGCUCAGGUUCACAGGUAGCUAGUCUCGAAACAUAUGGGACUUUGGGUGCCAUUGUGAAGAGUCGAACUGGCAAUAAGCAAGUUGGGUUCCUUACGAACAGGCAUGUUGCAGUUGAUCUGGAUUAUCCUAAUCAGAAGAUGUUCCAUCCACUGCCUCCUAAUCUUGGACCUGGAGUUUACCUUGGUGCUGUCGAGCGAGCAACAUCAUUUAUAACAGAUGAUGUUUGGUACGGGAUCUAUGCAGGAACAAACCCAGAAACAUUUGUCAGAGCUGAUGGUGCAUUUAUACCAUUUGCCGAUGACUUUGACAUUACUAGUGUCAGCACCUCAGUUAAAGGAGUCGGAAUCAUUGGUGAUGUAAAGGCAAUUGAUCUCCAAUCCCCUAUUGGCAGUCUCAUCGGAAGACAAGUUGUCAAAGUUGGAAGAAGCUCUGGUCUGACAACAGGAACUGUUGUGGCAUAUGCUCUUGAGUACAAUGACGAGAAGGGAAUUUGCUUUUUCACCGACUUUCUUGUUGUUGGGGAGAACCAACAAACAUUUGAUCUUGAAGGUGACAGCGGAAGCCUUAUAAUCUUGACAGGACAAGACGGUGAGAAGCCGCAGCCUAUAGGAAUUAUAUGGGGCGGUACAGCUAACCGGGGAAGGUUGAAACUAAAAUGUGGUCAGGGUCCAGAGAACUGGACAAGUGGAGUUGAUCUCGGCCGCCUCCUUGAUCUCUUGGAGCUUGAUCUAAUUACGACAAGUGAAGGGUUACAAGAGGCCCUGGAAGAACAAAGAAUUACUCUAGCUGCUGCAGCAGCAGCUAAUUCUACUGCCGCAGAGUCAUCACCUGUUGCUGCUCCUCAAGAAAAUGAUAAAGUUGACAAAAUUUAUGAGCCUCUUGGAGUCAACAUCCAACAACUUCCUCGUGACAGUUCUGCCACCUUGACGGACCAACCUUUCGGGCCCAACGAGAACGUGGAAGAGCGUCAGUUCAUCCCGAACCUCAUUGGUAUGUCUCUGCUGCGCGAUGGUCAAGAGGGCAACGGCGAGUUGAAUAACCUGACGGACCUGGAGAAUUCACCCGAUGACAUUUGUGUUUCUCUGCACCUGGGGGAGCGGGAACCGAAAAAACUCCGCUCUGAUUCAACACUGGACAUAGACUUGCAGAAAUGAGGGUACUAUGCAGCAGAACUAUUGUAGGACGCUGCGCAUUAUUCCUUGAUCCAACUUUUGUAUGAAACAUUGAAGAGAAUUUGUGCCCACGAAGGAAAUAAUCUAUUCCUGGACCUGUUCUUCGAGCCAGUUGAAGUUGGAAAGCUCUUGAUCUGCAGUUUGUGUCUGGUGUCUAGUAUGUAGUACUUGCAUUUUGUGUAAGAUGUGGGUAACUCAAUUAGAUCAAGGUAAGAUUGUUGUAUGCUUGCACUGUCAUUUGUUGUAUACUUCGUGAACACAAAGCAAUGUAAGAUUUUGAGCAACAGCAA